Homo sapiens (human) is the source of this 15821-nucleotide messenger RNA. RefSeq names its product DEP domain containing 4 (gene DEPDC4). Bases 14322 to 15602 code for a protein of 426 amino acids. The transcript is spliced from 10 exons. NCBI's taxonomy places the organism in Eukaryota, Metazoa, Chordata, Mammalia, Primates, Hominidae. The record is from RefSeq and is a predicted model, not a curated record. Gene Ontology annotation, biological process: intracellular signal transduction.
UCUUAUUUUUUCUUUUUCCACCCCUUUUCACAGGUGUUGAUCACUUCACAUUAAAAACAACAAUAUACAACUUAAAAGAUGCUAACACUUUACACUUUACUAAGCAAUAAAUUUGUACUUUCUUUUUUUUUUUUUUUUUGAGACGGAGUCUAGCUCUGUCACCCAGGCUGGAGUGCAGUGGCAUGAACUUGGCUCACUGCAAGCUCCGCCUCCCGGGUUCACGCCAUUCUCCUGCCUCAGCCUCCCGAGUAGCUGGGACUACAGGCGCCCGCUACCACGCCCGGCUAAUUUUUUCUAUUUUCUAGUAGUGACAGGGUUUCACCGUGUUAGCCAGGAUGGUCUCGAUCUCCUGACCUUGUGAUCUGCCCGCCUCAGACUCCCAAAGUGCUGGGAUUACAGGCGUGAGCCAAAGCGCCCAGCCUAUUUUCUUUAUUAUUAUUUUUCUGUAGAGACAGGGUACUGCUAUGCUGCCCAGGCUGGUCUCAAACUCCUAGCCUCAAGUGAUCCUCCCAUCUUGGUCUCCCAAAGUGCUGUGAUUACAGGCAUAAAUAAGCCACCACACCUAGCCCAAAUUGGUAUUUUAUAAAAAGUUUUGUUAUUAAAACAAUAAUUACAUUCAACUAUGAAAUCAUUUAAGAAUAUUUCCUAAUAAAGAAGCAUUCAGGCUUGUAAUCCCAGCACUUUAGGAGGCUGAUGGAGGUGGAUCACUUGAGCUCACGAGUUCAAGACCAGCCUGGGAAACAUGGAGAAACCCUGUCCCUACAAAAAAUUCGAAAAUUAGCCAGGAAUGGCAGCAUGUGCCUGUAGUCCCAGCUACUUGGGAGGCUGAGGUGGAAGGAUCGUUUGAGCCCGGGAGAGGGAGGCUGCAGUGAGCUGAGAAAGCACCACUGCACUCCCGCCUGGGUGACAGCCAGGCUCUAUCUCAAAAAAAAAAAAAAAAAAAAAAAAAAAAACACUGAUGGUAAAGGGACAAUAAAAUACACAUAAGCAUACAGUCAGAAGAUUAUUUUUAGAAUUUUACAUAGGUUUGUUAUUAAUGACUAGUGUCAUUAAUGAAUACUUAUCAUUUAAUUGGUAAUUUUUAAUAAGCAUAAUGAUCAGUAGUUGUUACAGGUUGAAUAUUUAUCCUAAAUGCUUGGGACCAGAAGUGUUUUGGAUUUUUUUAUUUUUUCAGAUGUUGGAUGCUUACAUUAUAUACUUACUGCCUGAGCAAUCCUAAUUCAAAAAUCCAAAAUCUGAAAUGCUCCAAAGAGCAUUUCCUUUAAGCACCAUAUCACUGCUCAAAAGUUUCAGAUUCUGGAGCAUUUCAGAUUUUUGGAUUAGGGAUAUUCAACCUGUAUUAAUAAUUAGUAAUUGCCAGGCUUAACUUUUCUCCUUUGGUAAAUUAAAAUAGACUCUAAUUGUGAUGAUGUCUGUUGACAUCUUUAGUUGAAGAAAGUUAAAGGAAGCUUUCUUCAAACUAGAAUGUCUGCAUCUCUAGGGUUACAUGAAGACUUUUCAGGGAAUACAUGGGCAUAGACAGUUUUAAGGUAGCAGUUCCUAAUCUGGAGUCAGGUAAAGACUUCAAAGAGAAUUAGAGGUAUUAUUAGGCCCCCAUACUAGGUUUUAUUAUUGAAUGCAUUAAACAUAUAUAAAACCAUUUUGUAGUUAUGAAAAUGUUAUUACAAUUAUUUCAAAACAAUUUUUUCUAUACAUUUUAUUUCAUACAUUUAAAAAUAUUACUCUAAGUAAAUAAAUGAAUAAAUAACUUCUGCCCAUGAGGGAGGAACAAAGAGUGAAUCUGCCCUCUUGCUUUUAACAACUAGAAAACUGAACAAAAUGUAUUAAACACAUUUUUUCAGACAUUGAACAGGCAGCAAGAGCCUUUGACCCCAGUAAGAAAGAGAACAAGAGAACCAGGAUUGCCCCAGAGGCACAUUCCAAACUACAGAGCAUAGAGCAGAAUUCCAAGUAGCUAUCUAGCUGAAUUGAGAAGCUGGAGGGACAAACUGGCAUUCAAGAAUGCGGAGGUAGAUGAAAGUUCUGAGAUACAAUUUCAAAGUGAAUGAAGCUAUGCUGAAGAAAAUGCAAACUGGUCCCCUUCAUGCUCUGUUCCCUGGUCCCACACAUGCUUAUGCAUAGUGUGACACUCCACCAGGUCUGGCAAGAACCAAACUAGAGAGCUAUCAGUUGAAUAGUUUCAAAGUUCACACAAGGCUGCAAAUCAUUUGAUAUCUCAUCAGCCAGAGUAGUGAGUCUUCACUGACCACUAAGACAAUCAGCAGAAACCUGUAAGAACCAUGCCUUAAUAGUGGGGUAAGCCACCCUUAGAGUAAAAGCUAAUCUAAAUCCACUCUAAAAUCAAUUAUCAAAUGACCAAAGUAAUCAUAAAUUACUAAACAGCCUACCAGAACAAAACCCAAUAGUCAUGAAAGACACAUAACAUGCACAAAAAAAUUCAGAUACUAAACAAUGUAACAUUCACAAUAUUCAGCAGGCAAUCAACAACUAUCAGACAUGCCAAGAAGCAAGACGAUGUGACUUAUACAACAGUAGACCCCAACCCCUAGGCCGCCAGAUCAGUACCAGUCCACGGCCUAUUAGGAACCGGGCUGCAGAGCAGGAGGUGAGCGGUAGGCGAGCAAGCAUUACUGCCUAAGCUCCGCCUCCUCUCAGAUAGGUGGCAGCAAUAGAUUCUCAAAGGAGCCUGAACCCUACUGUGAACUGCACAUGCAAGGGACCUAGGUUGUGUGCUCCUUAUGAGAAUCUAACUAAUGCCUGAUGAUCUGAGGUAGAAGAGUUUCACCCUGAAACCAAGCCUCCCAUCCCCCAUCUGUGGAAAAACUGUCUUCCACGAAUCCGGUCCCUGGUGCCAAAAAGGUUGGGGACUGCUGCUAUACAAAGCUCCAAGAAAUUAAAUAAACCACACACAGGAUAAACACAAAGAAACCCAUACAUAGAUAUACCAAAUAGCUGAAAAUCAGUGAUUAAAAGAAAAAUCUUAAAAGCAGCCACAGAAAACAAGUAAAUUACAUAUAAGAACAAAGAUAAGAAUUUCCUCAGACUGGCCAGGCGCGGUGGCUCACGCCUGUAAUCCCAGCACUUUGGGAGGCUGAGGUAGGCAGAUCACAAGGUCAAAAGAUGGAGACCAUCCUGGCAAACAUGGAGAAACCCCAUCUCUACUAAAAAUACAAAAAUUAACUGGGCAUGGUGGUACGCGCCUGUAGUCCCAGCUACUCAGGAGGCUGAGGCAGAAGAAUUGCUUGAACCCGGGAGGUGAAGGUUGCAGUAAGCCGAGAUCACGCCACUGCACUCCAGCUUGGCGAGGGAGCAAGACUCCAUCUCAAAAAAAAAAAAAAAAAAGAAUUUCCCCAAAUUUGGCAGAAACAACACAUGCCAAAGAACAACUGAAUGAGGUCUUUAAACUGCUAAACGAAACUGUCAGCCUAGAAUUCUACAGGUUGGGGAAAAAACUUUCAAAACUCAAUGUGAAAUAAAGACAUCUUCAGAAAAACAACAGAUAAUCACUAUAAAAACUAUUAGAGAUGGGAGGAUCACUUGAGCCCAGCAGUUCGAGAUGAGCCUAGGCAACACAGUAAGACCCCAUCUCUACAAAAAAUAGAAAAAUUAUCCAGGUAUGGUGUCAUCUGACUGUAGUCUCAUCUACUCAGGAGGCUGAGGCAGAAGAAUCAAUUGAGACCAGGAGGUGGAGGCUGCAGUGAGUUGUGAUUGCACCACUGCACUCCAGCCCGGGUGACAGAACAAGACCCUCUCUCUAAAACAAAACAAAACAAAACAAAAAAAACUUAAAGUUUUUAAACCAGAAUAAUAAAAAUAAAAAAUGAUGUGGGUAUAUAAAAUACUUUUCACGUCAUAAUACCUUUAAAAGAUAGCUGAUCAUUUAAAGCAAAAAUAAUAAAAAUGUAUUGUGUUUAUAAUAUAUGCAGAAGAAACUGUAACAAGAAAGAACAGGAGGGGAAAUAUAAGUAUAUUUUUUAAAGAUCCUUACAUUAUAUUUGAGGCAGUACAGUAUCAUUUGAAGGCAGGUUGUGGUAUUUAAAGUUAAAAGAUAUAUACUGUAGACCCUCAAAUAAUAACAAAAUAAAAAUAACAACAAAAUAAUAAAGUGAUAUAACUAAAUUGUAGAGAUAAAAUUUAGUUAGUAAAAAAAACCCUAAAGUAAACUGAAUAUAAAAAGAAGCGGAAAAGAGGAAGGAACAAAAAACAAAUGUGGCAAAUACAAAAUAAAUAGCAAGAUGGUUGACUUAAAUCCAACCAUAUCAAUAAAUUACAUUAAGUGUAAAUAAUUUAAAAUUUCAAUUACAAGGCAGAGAUUAUCAAAUUGGAUAAAAAAGCAAGACCUAACUAUAUGCUGCUUACAAAAACCCACUUUAAAAGUAUAAAAACACAGGUAAAAGAAUGUGAAAGUAUACCAAGCUGGAGUGGCAAUAUUAAUAACAGAAUAAGCUUGAAGACAAAGAAGUCAUUUUGUAAUGACAAAGUUGUCAAUUCACCAAAAAGACAUAACAAUACUAAAUCUGUACACACCCAAUAAGAGAACUUCGAAAUAAAUGCAGCAAAAAGUGGCAGAACUGACAGAAGAAAUAGACAAAUUCAUAAUUAUAGUUGGAGACUUCAAGAGUUCUCACUUAGUAACAGACACAGACGAAGCAGAGAGAAAAAUCAGUAAGGACAGAGACUUCAACAGCACUAUCAAACAACCUGACCUAAAACACACACUCUACAAAUGACAAAUUGUUUUCAUGCAGACAUGUAACAUUCACUAAAAAUGGUUUUCAUGUAGACACGUAACAUUCACUAAAAUGAACUAUAUGUUGGGCUAUGAAAUAAGUCUCAAAAUAUUUAUAACUACUGAAAUAAUACAAACGAUUCUCUUUGACUACAAUAAAAUUAAACUAGAAAUCAAUAAUAGAUUAAAAUAUAUAGAAAAACUGCAAAUAUAUGGAAAUUAAUCAACGCUUUUAAAUAAUCCAAGGGCUAAAAAAGAAAUCACAAAGAAAUUUUUAAAAUAUUUUGAAGAGAAUGAAAAUGAAAAUGAAAAUUUGUGGGUCAUAUCUAAAGCAGUACUUACAAAGAAAUCUAUAGCUGUAAAUGUUUAUAUUAGGGAGUUUAAAAGUCCAAAAUAAUGGUCUAAGCUUCCACCUUAGGAAGCUAGAAAAAGAGAAAAUUAAAAUAAGUAGAAGAGGAGGAAUCAAUGAAAGAGACUGAAUUUAAUGUAAUACUUUAUUUAAUAGAGAAAUGAAAAAGAGGAAAAAAAUCCAAUGAAGUAAAAAAAAAGUUUUGAAAAGAUCAAUGAAAUCAGUAAAACUCUAGCUAUAUUGAUCAAGAAAAUUUUAGCAAGGUGCAAUGACUCAUGCUUGUAAUCCCAACACUCUGGGACACUAAAGCAGGAGGAUCACUUGAGCCCAGGAGUUCAAGACCAGCCCGAGCAACAUAAGGAGACCCUGUUUCUACAAAAACAAAUAAAAUAAAAUGUGCAGGGCAUAGUGGUGUGUGCUUAUGGUCCCAGCUACUUGGGAGGCUGAGGUGGAAGUAUUGCUUAAGCCUGGGAGAUCAAGGCUGCAGUGAGCCAUGAUUGUGCCACUCUCCUCUGGCCUGCGUGACAAAGAGUGGGAUCCUAUUUCAAAAAUAAAAAUAAAAAGAAAGAAAAUAAAAAUUUUAAAAGACACAAAUGACCAAUAACAGAAAUUCUACAGAUUCUAAUUCUAAAGCUUCUAAAUGAAUAGGGUAUAUCAUCAAACAUUUAAGGAAAAAAAUCAUACCAAGUCUACACAAACUCUCCCAGAAAAUAGAAGAGGGGAGGAUACUUUCCAUUUCAUGUUAUGUAGUCAGCAUUACCUUGACAUCAAACCAAAUAAUGCAAUGGCAAUAAAAUUGCAAACCAAUGUCCCUCGUUAAUAUGUAAAAAUCCUUAAGAUAUUAGAACAUCACAUCCAACCCCACGACCAAAUGGGGUUCACUUCAGGAAUGCAAUGUUAAUUCAACUUUUAAAAAUGAAUCCAUGUAAUUCACAUUAACUGAAUAAUGAAAAAAAGCAAGAUAAUCUCAGUAGAGGCAGAAAAAAAACUGACAAAAUUCAAUACCAAUUCAUAAUAAAAACUCUUAGGAAACUAAGAACAGGAAGGAACUUCCUCAACCUGAUAAAUAGCAUCUUUGAAUAAUUACAGCUAACAUUAUAUUUAAAGAUAAAAUACUAACCACUUUUCUCCCUAAGUUUCAGAACAAGGUAAGUAUACCCACUUUUACCACUUCUAUUCAAUAUUCCAGUAAAGGUCCUAACCAAGGCAAUAAAGCAAGAAAAUGAAAUAAAAGGCAUUCGGACUGCAAAGAAAGAAUACAAUUUAUUCCCAAAUGACACAACUGCAUACACAGAACAUCAGAAGGAAUCAAUCUACAAAAUAGCUAUCAGAAUGAAUACAUGAGUUUGGCAAUAUAGUAGAAUACAAGAACAACAUAUUUGAAAAGAUUGUAUUUCUAGGCUGGGCAUAGUAAUUCAUGCCUGUAAUCCCAGCACCUUGGGAGGCUGAAGUGGAAGGAUUGCUUGAGUACAGGAGUUUGAGAUCAGCCUGGGUAACAUAUCAAGACUCCAAAAAGUUUUUAAAAAUUAGCCAGGAGCAGUAGCACAUGUCUGCAGUCCCAGCUACUCAGUAGGCUGAGGUGGAAGGAUCACUUGAACCUGGGAGGUUGAGGACGCAGUGAGCUGUGAUCACACUAAUGCACUCCAGCCUGGGUGACAGGGUGAGACCCUGUCUCAAAAAAAAGAAAAAAAAAAGAAAUUGCAUUUCUAUGUAUUUCUACUAGAAAAUUUAAAAUUUAAAAAUACUGUUUCAAGGGUAUGAAAUACCUAUGAAUAAAUUUAACAAGCUAUGCAAGAUCUAUACAAUGAAAACAAAAUACUGCUAACAGAAACUGAAGAAAACCUAAAUAAAUGGAACGAUAUAUACUGUGAUCAUGAAUUGGAAGAUUCAAUAUGGUUAAUGUGUCAGUUAUCCCCAAUAAUCUAGAAACUCAAUGCAAUUCAACCAGAAUCCCAGCAGGCUUUCUGUAGAAAGUGACAAACUGAUUCUAGAAUAUUACUGUGAGAAGGGAUCCACAGGCUUUACUAAAUUGUCAAAAGGGUCUAUGGCACAAACCAAGGUUUUAAAGCCCUAUCGCUCUCCAAAUUGUCAACUUCCAGGUGUACUCUUUCCUAAAAUUGAUUUGCCUGAGAACAAGUCUAUGUCCUGAAGAUUUUCCUUAACCACUUCUUUGUUCACAAUUUUUUCCCACUUGACUAAAACAAAGUAUUUCUCUCAGCCAUCCCAGUGUUACUGUAGGCCAUUUUCCUAGGUGUAAAAAAAUUUUGUGGGAGGAGGGGGAUGCAAUCUGUAGAUUUAAUUCUAUGAGAAAGCCACUUAAGAGUAAAGCACAAGGAAGUUUGAUAAGAAAUACUAAAGGAGGCUGUACCUUGCUUCUUUCAGGACAGAUGUUAAUAACAACAAGAACCCACGCCUUAUCUACCACAGAACUACAGUUAAGAAGAUGGUUGUCACAGAGAUAUAUAGGAACACAUUUAUUUCAAUUGAUAAACUCCAAGGUUUUGAUAAAGUAAAGCACUAUCACAAUAUACGACAAUUUAGAAAUUAGAUCUUUUGCAACUAUUUAAACUCUUGACAAAAAAACUCCAGCUGUGAUCAACUUAAAAAAUGUGCAAGAGGAGCACAUGUUAUUCAAAAUUAUUGGAUACACAAGCAAAAAUAUUUGAAGACCACUGAUCUCAGGUAGUUUGUAUCCUGUUUUCUCUAUUAACGAAAUUAUACUUAUGUAAAUAUAACCCACUUUCUUCUAUUAAAGAUUUGAACUGUCUGUAAAUGGAAAUGGAGACUGACUUUCCCUUUUUAAUUUAAUGCUGCAUUUUUGUAAGCAGCUAGAAAAUGUUGCUACUGGCAUUAUGAAAACAUUUACUGGCUAUGCCAAGUUGUUCUCUAUGAACAUCUGCUGUUGAUUUUGACGGGAAGGUGAAAGGAUACAAAAUUCUAUUUAAAACCAUACAUAUCUAUUCCUCUAACGCUGCCUGACAAGCUAUAUAUUAAAUGCCGUGCAUCUUGUUAUACACUGAGAAUACAGAGGUUCUUCUUUUUAGGGACUCCGUCCAAUAGCAGACUCAGUCCUCCAAAGAGUUACAGCAAUUAACUUGUGGUAAGAAUGUACAUGCUAUGGAAAUAUUAAGAUGGGCUCAAAACUAUAAAGUAAGGGGGGAAGGAGUAUUCCAGAAGGGAUUAUAAUACCACGUGCCAAGAUAUGUAAGGGAGGAAGACUAUGGUGUGGUCUGCAAACUACAGUUACAUAUGAAAACAAAGCAUAUUUUCAGAAUUGAUAUUCAAAUUUGAGAUGCUAUCCAUCAUCCAGAGUCAACACUGAUGUACGUAUGGCAAAGAACAGGCAUGGAAAUUCAUUUGGUGGUUUAAUAUUUACUGAGUAUCCACUAUGUAUCUGAUACCAUAUGAGAAACUGGGAAGGAAGUAAAUGAAAAAUAAGCUAUGAAAAAUCUUACAUCAAAGGGAGAAGACAGACAAGUAAAACCACCACAGCACUAGCCUACAGAGUGAUAAAACGCUACAGAAUAUACAUGCACAGUGUUAUAGGAACAAAAAGAAGAGGAAUAGAAUGUUUCCCAAAAACAGUAAUGCUAGAGGAGUAAACUGGAUAGAGAAUAGGAGAAUUGUAGGAGUAAAAUCACAAAGCAAAAACCAAGUUCAGUUAAAAGCUGAAGAAAAAGAAGAAAGUAUGGCAAAGGAGGCUAAAAAGCCAGAUCACCAAGGACAUUGAGUAGUAAGAAAUCAAGCUAUGGAAGCCACAGAAGGGUUUCAGGCAUCAGUAAGAUGAUCAAUCACUCUAUCAAGCAGAGUGAAAGAUAUACUAAAGGUGGAGGCUGAGAAUAUGGCAAGACUGAAGAGAACUUCAAUAUGCAAUUCAGGGAUAUUUAUAAUUCAGAAUAUAUAAAAGCAAGAAAAUAAAGGAAAUAUGGUCAAGGAAGAUAGAGAAGAGAUGGUGGGUAAAGGAGGUAUUUCAAAGGUGCUAGUUAUACAGAUAUUUAUUUUGUAUUUACAUGUUAAACUACGUUAUAUACUUUUAUGUGUUAUAUUUCACAUUUUAAACAAAUUUUUAAAGGGAGAAGCGUUGCUGAAUUACAAAAAUAGCAGUGAGAAAGGAGAAGAAAGGAAAAAUUAAGAAACAAGUUAAAACCAAGAGAAGAAAAGAACGAAACUAAGAAUCCUACCCCACCCCCAAUUUCACAGUCUAGGUGGAAGGUGAAGCCAUUUACCAACGACAUAUAGAAGCCAGUUGUUUUAUAGGGGAAGAACUCAACUUGGACAUGUAGAAUUUGAGCUGCCUGAAUGACACUCAGAUGGAGAUAUCUAAUAGGUUUUUAGACAUGCAGGCCAAAAACUUAGAAAAAACCGUCCAGACUGAAAGUAAAAAUUGGUGCACGAUGAGCCAGUAUGGUAGACUAUGGCCUUGAAAAAUAUCACCCAAGAAUACCAUGAAAAUUACAGAAGGCCAAGGACAGAGUAAUCUCCAAGGAGCCUGUAAAAUAAGACCUGAACUUAAACGAGAUUUUGAAUUAUUAGCAUAGCCAUUUGACAUAUAAGAAACCUAAGAGUCCAAAUACCUUUUCUUAAAAUGAUAGCUUUUCAUUUUUCCUUUGAUUAAUGAAGAAAAAAGCCUAUAUUUUCCAAUGACAAAGUUAUAAAUGAUGGAAAUUCUUAGUCAUGUAAGGCAUUUCUCAUUGUACACCAUUUAUUAUAAUUCACUUGAAAUUCAAUCAUCUGCCCUUCCUAAAUUUCAGCCAAAAUAGGAUUUGGGGUAGCUUCAGUAUGAUUCCAAGACUGUGUAUCUCUCUACCAUCUAGCUCAGCCAUCACCUGGCUUUCAAUAGAACCAGCAUGUGAAUCUGUUGUAAUACUAGAUUUUACGUGCACCUGGCAGAAAGUAGGAUGAGUAUUACAGCAUCUGACAGCAGGUAGCUGAAAGGAACUGGCAAUUCUUUCAGUCCUGCCUGCUCAUGAAUUCUAGAUACAGCAAGAAAUGUAACAGGUAAAAUUAUAUUUAUGCUUAACAAAGACUUCCUGAAUUUUCAAAUAACAUGACUACAAACAGUCCUAUACUUCCCCAAGAAUAUAUUUUUACUUUUUUCCCCAGCUUCCCAAGCUUACAAUCCCAAGAAUAAAAUAUUAUAAAGCAGAAUGAGCUUCCAUUUUUGUUGAAGUCACUGCAAUGCAAAUAAAAGGCUUACCGUAAUUACAUCUGGCAAUGAAGUUACAUUUAAUAACUUUCAGUCUCAUGGCACCUAGCAGAGACUAGACUUUCAAAAAGCACAAAAUAAUAGACACUGACUACAAAGAACAACAAUAUAAAACAAAGAAACUCAAAAUAGUUUGCUUUAUCCCUUAAAGGGGCACAAAGGUCUGAGAUUUGUAUGUAAAUGCCUGAAAAUAAGAGAAUACCAUUUAUAUCAUCAUUUAUAGUUAUUCAAUGAAUUUUUGUAAUUCUAAUUAAGAAUUACAUUCAAGAAUUACAUUCAGAAGACAUGAAAUACGGUUAAAUACUUCACAAAAUCUGGGGGAAAAUACGUGUGCUUAUACUCCCAUAUGCAGUACUUACCUGUUUGUAUCUAAAGAAAGAUGAUCUUAAGAUAUAUUCUCUCUCUCUUUUUUUUUUUUUUUUUUUUUUGCUGCUCUGCAAGGAGCAGGGCUAACUUUAAGGCCAGAGUUGGCCUUAAGAUGUAUUCUUGAAAUAUACAUUUCUGCUUGUGGGAGCACUCAGAGAUUACUAGAAGUUUUUUAAAAGAAAGUUUUCAAAAACUGGAUAAUGCUCUUCUUUGUUCUAUACAGAAAUCAUGUUUAAUCUUAUACAGAACAAAGAUUAAACCAGCUGAGUAUAAUCAUUCUCUUUACAAUUACAAAGAGUAUCUAAUUAUCAGACAUAGUUAAGCCAGAACAGAUUACAGAAGACAAGCCUGAUUUUAAAAACGAACAUAAAAAACUGAAAAGACUUAGCAAUGUACAGCCAAGUUAGUACACAAAUUAUUGGGUACCUACUAGAUGAAAAGCACCAUGCUAAAUGCAGGGGGAGAAACAAGAAGUAAAACAUUCAGUUUCUGUCACUGGUCACAAAUUUUAAGACCACUGUACAAUAAGAUUUAAGAUUUAAAAAGCAACAUGAGGCCAGUGGCUCAUGCCUGUAAUCCUAGCACUUUGGGAGGCCAAGGCAGGAGGAUCACUUGAGCUCAGGAGUUCGAGACCAGCCUGGGCAACAUAGUGAGACCCUGUCUCUAUGUAAAUAAAAAUAUUAAAAAAAAAAAAAAAAAGAAAGCAACAUGAAAUUUCAGGCAACAUACGCUUAAAUAUCAAAUUAGUAAUUUAAACAAUAAGUAAGAUCUGAGGAAAGAUUACAUCCAAGUUUUUUGAAGCUACUUCCAGCCCAUGUAUUUAGUGAACUAUAGUUUUUACAACAAGAAGUUAAUCAGAUUCUUGAAAUUAUUGUAAUUUUUUUUUAAAGCAGUAGCAGAGGGGUGACAGUUUCUCACUAUUCAGGCCUUCCAGCUAGAGAAGAGGGACAAGGAAUAACUGAGUAGGAAAUUAGAUUAAAUGAUCACUUCCUUAAAGUCUACAGUUCUUCCUUAAUUUAAGAAAGUAUAAAAUCUCGGCCAGGCGCGGUGGCUCACGCCUUUAAUCCCAGCACUUUGGGAAGCCGAGGCGGGUGGAUCACGAGGGUCAGGAGAUCGAGACCCUCCUGCCUAACACGGUGAAACGCCGUCUCUACUAAAAAUACAAAAAAUUAGCCAGGCCUGGUGGUGGGCGCCUGUAGUCCCAGCUACUCGGGAGGCUGAGGCAGGAGAAUGGCGUGAACCUGGGAGGCGGAGCUUGCAGUGAGCCGAGAUCGCGCCACGGCACUCCAGCCUGGGUGACAGAGUGACACUCCGUCUCACAAAAAAAAAAAAAAAGUAUAAAAUCUCAAAUACAAUGUAUGAAAACAAACUCAUAAAACACAAGUACUGUCUAAGACAGUGGUUUUCAAAUUCUGGUGAACAUCUAAAUAACCUGGAUAACUUCUUAAACCACAUAGAUGCCUAGGUAGUAUCUCAAACCUUUGGAAUCGGAACCUAUAAAGGUGAAGUAUAUCUGUAUCCUGAGAAAGCUCCGUAAGUGAUUCUGAUGAACAGCAAAGUGUUAAAAUUAAGUUACAUGGUUAAGUACACACUCUUCAGUGGUAAGGAAAUCUGAGUUCAAAUGCCAAUUCUAAUAUUUACUAGAGCCAUCACCAACUAACUACCCACCCUAACACUAUUUCUAAUCUACAAAAAGGGGAAAAGCUAGCUAUACCUCAAGUGAUUGUUAUAAGGAUUAACAGUGAUGAUAAGAUAAAAUGUUUAGUACAAUUCUUGGCCCAUUCAGUAAGCAUUAAAUGAAUUCAUUCAUUUAAUAAACAUUCAGCACUUACACAUCAGGAGAUGAGGAACAUCUAAUUAAUUUAUUAAGUAUUAAUAAACAUGACAACUCUUCAAUGGUGUGGUAAGAACAUAUAAUCAGGAGAAUGUAUUCUAAUCAGGAAAGUCUUCCCUGAAGUGAGCUGAAUGAUGAAUAGGCAUAAUUGGCUAAAAAAAGAAAGGAAGGGCAUUUCCAAGCAGAGGAAGUAGCAUAACCAAAGCCACAUACUUGAAGCAGGAGAACAGAAAAGACAGGGUGACUAGGGGAGAAAGGGAAUGUCAGAAAGCACAGUGGAGAUGAGUUUGGAAAGGGGACCGACUAUGCAGGGCUUGUAGGGCAUGUUAAUGUGUUCGAUUUACUUAAAAAUGGUGAGAAGCCACUGAAAGAUUUUAAACACUAAGACAAUGUUAUUAGGUCUGCAUUUUGAAAAAGUCACUAAGUCUUGUUUGGAAAACUACAGGAGACCACAGUAGAUGCAAGCAGACCAUAAUCAGGAGGCUACGGAAGUAGUCAGGAUGAGAGAUGGUGGUGGCUUGGAACAGGACUACUGUUACAGACGAAGAGCAGACAAGAGUCAAGAGAUAUUCAAGAGGCAAAAUCAACAGGACUUCAUGAGAGGCUGAGUAUGAAGCACGACAGAGGAAUUGUCAAACUUCAACUUCUAUACAAAGGAAUGGAUAGUGAUGCUACCCACGGAGUUAAACACAGUAAGAGGAGCUAUUUUUCUUCUUGGGGUGGGGGAAGGGAGGUAUAUCAUGAAUUUCAAACAUGUGAAUAUGAGUAGUUAUUCCCAGUAACAGGGUUGAUCUGUCUAGAAAGUAUUCCACAGUAUAGAAGUACAAUGUGCCUGUAUUUAUUUUACUGGGUAUUUAUGAAUCUUAGAGACAAAAUAGGUUUCUGCAUGUGAGUAAUGUAAAUCUAAAGAGAAUGAAGGCCCUUACCUUCCAUUAGGUUCCCUUCCUUUACACAAUCCCCCAAAAGCAUUCUUUAUGAUUACAGUUUAAUGUUGCCUCAAGAAGUAAUUUAUAUACUCAGCUGAUUUCAUUUUUAAAUAUUUUAAAAAUAUUUGUGCUAAAGAAUAAGACAGCAAACCAAACAACAACAAACCUGCAAAGUCCAAAAGGAAUCUUCAAGCACCUGACUUUCAAGCCAUCACCAGAACAUAAUGGGGUUUUACAGUGGCAGGCUGAUUUGGAGCAUUUUUGCUAAACUAUUUAUUUUUCAGAACGGAGAUAGGCUACUUAGAAAACUCACUCAUAGUAUCCAAUGUUUUUAGAAAGUGUCAUCACAAAUAAUUCCUGAGUUUGACGUACUAAAAAAUAGUUGACACCUUCCAAUGAAGUCACUACAGGCAUAGCGCUUUUAAGCAGCUUGUCUGGAGCCUCCUCGAGUGCCUUAGAGGGUGGAUUUGAUAAUAUGGCCUCCUUAAUUACGGAUCACAGGUAUGUGCUCAAAGUCCAAUAAGUUUUUGCAAGCUUUAUCGGUCUAAACCCUCCUCCAUCCGUAUUCUCCCGUUUAGAAAAACAAGACUGCAGGAGUAACCGUGGGGUUUUUUCUCUUAACAAAACCCCUGCCCCACCCACCUCACACACAAUAACCUUCCAUUCCAGAACUAAAGCUACUGUCAGAGAAGGACGGCGGGCGGCAGGGCCCUGGCUGGUGACCCAGGCUACCGGAUUCCGGACCUCAGAACUGAGGAUGCUCUGGUCCUUUUCAAGCUACUCAGCUAUGGGAUGGUAUUAUUCACUCUCUUCAGGCCCAAGUGGAAAUAAAAAGAAGGAGGCAUCAUUUACAGACAUACAAAGACUGUUUCACUGGUUCUGAUGCUGUCGAUGUGGUCUUAAGUCAUCUUAUGCAAAACACGUGCCUAAGUAGCAAUGACAUCUCUUGUCUUAAAGGGGUUCAUCUUUGCCAAGUUCUAAUGAAUCACAAAGUAUUUGAACCAGUAGGAAUGAAGAAGCUUUUCAAAAAAGAAAAGGAAUUAGAAUUUGAAGAUUCCAACAUUAGUCUCUACAGGUUUCUAGGCAAUAAAUCAUCUUACGAUUGUUGCAAAAGACAAAAGGAUGCUGAGAAUGAGUUCAAUGAAACCUUGAGACCAGGAUAUGAAAUGAUUUCAAAUCCUCUAGCACAGGAGAUUGGUGAGGAAAGAAUUGAGGAACUUAUUCAUACAAUAAAUGGGAAUCCAGCUUUAUGUCCAAAUAUCACAGUUCAGAAACCUUUUCUCCGGCUUUCAAAAGAAGGAGUUUCCUUCUACACAGCAAUUACAUCAGAUAAGACAGAUGUUUGGAAAGAACAAACAUUAUUAUGUCUUCUUCAAUUGAUUCACCUUCCAUUCUUGGACAAUAUUUUGGAGCCUCCAGUUAAAACACAAAAUCUUCAACUAAACAAAGAGGAAGAUCUUGUUAUCACUAACACUUGCCUAGACAGAGAACUUAUUCCAAGCUUAUGUCUACCUGAAAUCGAUAACUGGCUUAAUGCAGCAAUUGAAUGCUUGGAGUAUUUCCCUGACCAGUUAAUAGUUACAGUUAGUCAGCAGUUAAUGCAAAACAGAAAUGAAGAGACAAGAUUGAACAGUCAGAAGAAGAUACUCUUUGAUGUCAUAGCAAAAUACUAUGCUCAAGAGAGAGAUUGCCUAUUAACUGAUGAGUAUUUUGAUAUUCAUUCAGGAAUUAUUGAACUUUUAGAAAAUGAGAAAAGAGCAGAAGCACUUGAAGCAACACAACUAUAUCUAAGAUUGCUGUUGCUGAACAUUAGAGAAGAAUUACGACGGCUACUUACUUUUAUGGCAAUGGCAUCAGAGCCCAAUGCCUACAAGUUGCAAAAACAGUAUGAUAAUAAAACAGUGGUCCUGAAAACUCUUGCCAAAUCAGUUUUGCAAGCCAAAUCAUUAUUAAAAGUGCGGGCAGAACAACUGGUCUGGUUUCCACUGGAGUACCACUCUGAGCUCUUCAAGACACCAGUUACUUUAUUGGAUCUGGUUAGUAAGAAACUUAAGAAGCUUCUACAUGGAGAAGAUGCAGAUGCCAUAUCAGUUGGGGAGGAAGUUAGUAUACUUCCAGUGGAAGACCUGAGAGGGUACCUGAAGAGAUACCGGGAAAAUAUUGGAAACAUGCCACCAAGCCCUCUUCGAUAGAAGUCUCCUUAUUUGGAAAGUUGCCAUUUUAAUGUUCAGUGUGAAUCAGGUAGGGAUUUGCUAGUCAUCACUAUGAAUGGUGGAUACUUUGACAAAUGCUUUAAGGAUAUUACCAUGUUGUUGCGUCUGCUGUUCAGAAAAUUAUAACCUUAGACAAAUAUCUUUGCACUGAGCCUCAGUUUUUUAAAAAUCUCUAAAAUAAAAAUACACAUGCACAGA